AUGUCAUUUAGGAAAAGAGGUGAAGUGCUAGCCGGUGGGAGGUUGCCAAAUAGAGCGCCUCUUGUUCCUGGCAGAACACCUGGAGGUACACCUAGUACACCAGGAGAUGCUGGUGUGAAUAGGUUAAGUGGGCGUAUGGAACAGUUGAAUUUGAGAGGAGGAGUGAGAGCCAAUAUUAGUGGUAGGCCUCUGGCUGACGGCAGAACUGCAGCUUCAGGACCUAAUAAAGAACCCAUUUCUGCCUUCGGUGUGAAUCAUCCUGGUAUUAGACCAUCUCCAGCAAGUUCCCAACCCGCUACAUCUACCGGAUGCUUUGACUUGGAUAAGGUUCUAGGGCACAUGGGGUUACCACUAGGUACUUCUUUACUGAUAGAAGAGCGCAAUUUUACCGAAUUUAACAGCGUCUUGGUGAAACUGAUGUGUUCGCAGGGUAUUAUACACAACAGAGUGGAGGACAAUAAGGAAAAGAAUGGUAAUACACACCUGAUCAUACUGAGUGCAAGUCAAAGUCUAGGUAAGGAACUGCCUGGAGUAUACAAGGGUUCGAAGAAAGACAUAAAGAAGUCCAAGAUUUCAGAAGAACAAAAGAAGUUAUCAGUUCAAAACUUAAAUGAGGAGAAAAGUACUCCAUCAAGAUAUAAGGACUUGAAAAUAGCCUGGAAGUACAAGUUUGUGGACGAGCAGAGGGGUGUUAAAAAUGCUGAAGCCGGAGAUAGUUUGUCUUCUGAAUAUCCUAACUAUAACCACCAAUUUGACAUCACCUCUAGAUUACUACCUGCACCAACCUCCAAUGAACUGACUUUUAUAAACCCUACUGAACCAGUAGCAUCUAUUAUUAAUAAACUGGAUAGGACAAUCCAGCAACAUUCAAAUAAGCUGAUAAGAAUUGUGAUACCAUCACUAUUACACCCUGCGACGUAUCCUCCUAGGAUGUUUUUAUCCUCAGAAGUAUUACUCUUAAUGCAUGGGCUAAGAGGUAUAUUAAAGAAGUACAGCAGUAGGUGUGUUUUAAUGGGUACAAUCUCUACAGAUAUUAUUGAUUCAUUCCUACUAGCACAACUUGAGAAUUUUUUCGACUCUGUCCUGAAUUUGGAACCAUUUGGUCAAGAUAUGAUGCAAUUCUUAGAAAGGAUAUACAAAACACAGCCAGGAAAAAUCCAACAGGGCUUGCUGCAUAUCAUGAAACUACCUGUAUUUAGUGAGCGCGGUGAAAUGCAUGUUAUGAAAUCGGAACUAGCGUUCAAGAACGGUAGAAAGAAAUUCGAGAUAGAAGAAUGGGGUAUACCUGUUGAUGAUGUCGAAGAUGACAAGCCUGAAAAACAGAAUAACCCAAAUGAAACUGAUAUGUCAAAUACUAUAGCUGCUCCAAAGAAGAGCACUAAAGUAUCAUUAGAAUAUUAA
Nakaseomyces glabratus is the source of this 1401-nucleotide messenger RNA. It is a transcript of the gene ELP4, whose product is annotated as Elongator subunit ELP4. Gene Ontology annotation, biological process: tRNA wobble uridine modification. Gene Ontology annotation, cellular component: elongator holoenzyme complex; cytoplasm; transcription elongation factor complex. Lineage: Eukaryota; Fungi; Ascomycota; Saccharomycetes; Saccharomycetales; Saccharomycetaceae. The record is from RefSeq and is a predicted model, not a curated record.